AUGUACAAAUUAUCGCAAAUAAUCGACGCGAGGGAAGACUCAACGGCCCGCCAGCCGCGGUCACCCUUGACUAUCAACACUUCAGCGCCCGCCUCCCCAGCCGUCUCGCUCUUCUCAGUCCCCGGUCAUAAUCGGGUCUCCAGCUCAGUCUCUUCCUUGGUCUCUGCGCCUGGUCUGGGAAACUCGCUGGAUAGCCCCAGUCGGAGCCAUUUGACCGGCGUCAAAGAAGAGGAAUGCACACGCGACUCUUUGGAGGAUCAAUACUUCCAGCAUUUUGAUUACGAUAUGUCCGCAGAAGAGUCCUAUUUCGCCCCGGUGGACCGUUCAGACACCUACGAUCUGAGCGACACCGGCAUGGAAACUGCUCCAUCGCCCAAGAAGCGUCGCUCCGACAGUGUUUCAAUGAAAGGCGUCUCGCGCAUCAACUCCCACAUCUCGACGAUGUCAGCGCGCUGGAAGAAGCGCGGAUCAGGUGGCGAAGCCGAUAUGUUCCCCGACGAUCUACGCUCGCGCGCGAACUCAGCCGCUUCAUCCGCUCUAGCCAGCCCAAUCACCAGCCCCGUGCCUAUGAUCCGCGGGGACUCGAUCCCCCCAUCACCUGCGAGAACUAUAUUUGAAGAGCGCGCCAGCGAGUCCGGCACACGCCCAAUAGACAUCACCCGCGCCAACAGCCUACAGGAAGACGACAGCGAAGCCCAGGCUACAACACCCCUCCUCCCGCCAUUCAUGGGCGACGAUCCAACCAGCGUCGUCGCUUCUCGCGUUCAAUCGCCUCUUCAGUCCCCCUCCGUGGCCGAUGUGAGUGAGAACCACUACAAUGUGACUUCCGACCCGCGCUUUAUGGGAAUUCUCCCAUCACCCCCUCUAUCCUCCAAACCAUCCAUCGCCUCUUUCAACCGUCCCCGCGCCAGCACGGUGCGCACCGUAUCCGGUGACGUGACGCCCUUCGUUCUUUCAGACCCAAAUGAUGAAUGGGCCAACAAACUCGGUCACGCCAAUUUCACCAUCACCCCAGAGCCGUAUAUGCCCGUUGUCUACGACAUGGACCAUUUCCAACAACUGCGCGCAGAUUGGGACAUUGCCCGCUGCAACUUUGCCAAGCAUCUCGUGCGCACUGGCGAACAUUACGGCGUCACCUCUUACAUUUACAAGCUUACCGUGGAAAAAUGGGAAUCCAUUAACGCGGAAUGGCAAAAACAAUAUGACAGCCUCCUCAACCAGCUUGGCGGCGACGGAGUCGCACUGACUCUCACGCAAUCUCACCCGUGCCAAGUGCGGGUCCCGCGUCUGCAUGAAGACAAAUUUCCCGAAAUGGGCGACGAGGAUAUCGUCGGCCCGAUGACAGUUGCGGGGUGUCGUGCAAAGUCUGAGAAAAAGAGGAAUUUCUUCCGAUUCUUCCAGGAUCUCGUUUCCAGACCUUGA
Messenger RNA from Penicillium salamii, 1422 nucleotides. The record is from the annotation of a GenBank genome assembly. NCBI's taxonomy places the organism in Eukaryota, Fungi, Ascomycota, Eurotiomycetes, Eurotiales, Aspergillaceae.